GACUGAGAUUGCGUGUGCGUGCUCCUCCGUGUGUGCGUGAGUGUGUGUGUGUGCGAGAGAGAGAAGAGAGAGUGUGAGUGGGUCGGCGGUGCUGGGAAUCGGACGACAUGAGCUCUACAUGAGUCGUGUAAAAGAAUGCUUUAAGACGCUCUCGGCGUUUGCGUUUGACCCCUCCGAGCCGAGGACGAGCCUGAAGCGGAGCCGCGCGCAGUAAAGGUCCAUCACGACCAGGUGCAGCACUGUCUUAAGCCUGCAGAGGCAGAAUGCCGGAGCAGAGCAACGACUACCGUGUGGUGGUGUUCGGCGCGGGAGGCGUGGGGAAGAGCUCCCUGGUCCUGCGCUUCGUCAAGGGCACGUUCAGGGACACCUACAUCCCCACGGUGGAGGACACCUACCGGCAAGUGAUCAGCUGCGAUAAAAGCGUGUGCACCCUGCAGAUCACAGACACCACGGGCAGCCACCAGUUCCCGGCCAUGCAGCGCCUCUCCAUAUCCAAGGGCCACGCCUUCAUCCUGGUCUACUCCAUCACAAGCAAACAGUCCCUGGAGGAGCUGAAACCUAUUUAUCAACAGAUUCUGGCCAUAAAAGGCAACGUCGAGGCCAUCCCCAUCAUGCUGGUGGGAAACAAGAGCGAUGAAACCCAUCGUGAGGUGGAGACCAAGGACGGGGAGGACCAGGCCAACCGCUGGAAGUGCGCCUUCAUGGAGACGUCGGCCAAGACCAACCACAACGUCACGGAGCUCUUCCAGGAGCUGCUCAACCUGGACAAGAAGAGGAACAUGAGCCUGAACAUCGACGGCAAGCGCUCCGGGAAGCAGUCCCGCGCAGAGAGACUGAAGGGCAAAUGCAGCGUGAUGUAGAUCGAGAACGAGGAGAGGAGACGGAAAGAGAGGAGAGAAGAGGAGGUGGAAGGAGAGGAGAGGGGAGGAUAUGCUGAUCGGGAGAGAUAAAUGAGAAGGACAGGACAAAGGAGAGACUCUCUGUCUAUCCAAUCAAAGCAAAAAUGUUGCGAUGGCAAUGGGAAUCUUAUUAUCCACAUCCUCCAUUUGUUUGAGUUGGGAUUUCAGAACCACAGCAGCGCACCGGAAAGAAGCAGCUCUUCAGAAGUGUUUGUCUGAGUGGGCGGAGGUGAGACGGUGGCGCGGCGUCCAGGAGCGAGGAAAGGAACCCGUGUGGAGGCUGCGGAGAUUUGCGUGCAUCAAAAACAUCGGAGCCAUCGUCGAAGUAGAAUAAAGGUCCCCGAUGAGUUCAAAUCGUUUAUCUUUUCAUCUGGCCUCUUCAUGUGUGCUUCUCCAUCUCCCACUAUCCCAACAUCUUUAGAAAUAACUGGGUUUUUUUUUUUUACUUCUUUAAGAUCAGUCAUCUGCUGAAAUUGGUCCAUUAUGCCAAUAACUGCAGGAAUCACACAUCUGAGACUGCCAGCAUGAGCAGCACUCAGCUGGACAUACAACCCAGGCACUGGACUCCGGUGUAUAUAACCACGGGGGUGUGUAAAUAUCUUCCAUCUAGUCUAAACAUCUUUAGCCUCAACUAAUUACUCAGUCACAGGAGAGGAGCAACUCAAGUCUGACAGCAGCAUUAACAAUUCACCUCAUCGUUCCUCCUCGGAGAUGGAGGGGAUGGUGGAAAAAAUAUGAUUCAUUUCUCUUCUGGUCUUGUAAAAAACUAAAAAUAACAAUUUAGCAACAAAGCCUCUGAAAAUCAUCACCGUAAAUGAGGAGCUUGUACACUGAUACACGCAACAAUCCUUUUAAAACGUUUAUGAAGCGUAGAACGACCGGAGAGGAGGAAGGCGAACCGGAGGACGGAGAAGGAGAAACGAGGCUGCCUUGUUUUACCAGGACGGAUAAUCAAUGCCGAGACGGAGAGACGAAUGGGAGAGGUCGAGAAUAUCAGCUCGCUUUGACACUUUUCACGUGAAAGUUUCUCUUUAUGCCUUUUCUUCUGUCCUAGGCUGUUUGCUUUGUAACGAGUCACGCUAAAUGGGAAGAAAAUUCGUCAAUUUAAAGCACAGUGAAGGAGGGAGAAAAACAGGAGGCUAAAAGAAAACACGGCCCGUUUAGAAAACUGCUGGUCCUGUCUCUGGUUUGACUUUAAAUACACAGCAGACAAAUUUGAACCUCUGGUAAAGAUACGGUAAAACACUUUAAGUAAAAGCAGAAUUAACUAAGACGUUGUGUCCAUGGAACCAUUCCUGACUUGAUUUGACCUAAUGUUGCGAUUCCUUAUCCUGCCAAAAGUAUUGGGAAAUCUGAUUUUUUUUUCUUUUCAGUUUACUAGAAGACGCCACAUUGUUAUUUAAAAAAAAUAAAUCAAUCAAAGAAUUUUAUUCUCAGAGGUUUUCCACAGGAUCACAACUCCUCUGUCAUACCCGUCUCGUCCUUCAGGAUUGAUGAGACAUUUUUGUCCAUUUGCUCAUCUGAUCAAUGAACCGAAUGGUCCAAACACAGUGGAGCAGCCUCCAUGUGUUUGCGAUGCUGUGGAGGUUUGGUGUCCUUAUCGUGCUGCAGAUCAGGUUUGGUUUAGAAGAUUUUUUUACAGAUUCCUCAGUCUGUAGAUUUAGAGAUGUUGCCAUUUUCCAGCAGCGUUUGCUAAAAUCUCUUAUCUUUGAAAGAAACUGGCCUCUGAGACAGCAAGUCGUCGAUUACUAUCUAAUUUGACAAAAUGUGCAAUUUUUACCACCUGCACUGUAGCGUACGUUCGGAACGGCAGAAGCAUUGUUCCUUCCAAAGAGCUAUCAAAACAAAAAAAGUAAAGAGAACAUUUAAAAAAAAAAAAAAAACAUCUAUUUAAUCAGAUUAGCUACUGGAAUAAAAGAUGAAUUUAUUCUAAGGCUCUUUACAUAUCUUUACCAGAGAUUUGUCUGCCCUUUGUGUAUCAUCAUCCAUUUAUCCACAUCAGGAAGCAGGAGUCAGGAUAAACACACACGCAUGUGGGAAUCAUGCAUGCAGUCGUCAGUAGAGAGGAAACAUGCAUAUGGCUCCGACAGUCACUGUUUACUAACCACAUGGAGACAAACAGGGCUCAUUCAGCUUAAACCCCCUCACAUUGCACUUUAUAAUUUCCCAUGUUGUACCACCUAAUAGCUCCAAGUCCAAAGUGCAUCAGACACACACACACAAACCCACACACACACACACACCCACACACACACACACCAUUUUCAUGCAGGAGCUCUUAAUGUUGUACACAGAACAGCCAAAAGCACAAUACUUUUUACCAACAUAUCCUUACGUGCAUUUUGUUUUAUUUAUUUUGUUUUAAGUAUCUUCUGUCUUCUUUGUGUAAUGUCAUCAAUGGCGGCUCUGAGUCCCAUUGUCUUAUUUCUCUGGUACAUUAGCACAACAAAGUCGUGGUUCUGCUGAGCAACAGGGUAUCGGCUGGCCGUGUUUGCAGAGCGUAAUCUGAGCUGGGUGAGCCACAUCAUUUGUUCACGUUCUCUCCAUUUUCUCAGGUUAUGCUCUUAGCAACAAUUGGAGUGGAGGAUAAUCUGCUUGUGUACUUUUUAAACCCAAAGACAAAGAUGACAACCCAUUUUAACUGUGUUCCCUCCUCUUCGGAGAGAAGCAAAAACAACAACGACAAACAAAAAAACAACAACAGCAAAAAAAAAAGCACAGCAACUGUUCCUCGUCCGUCUCCACCUCUUGUGUUUGUGUGCAGCGUUAUCAAAGCUCGGGCAUUUUAGGGGGACGUUUUACUUGAAGACCUGCUCAUUUGAGUGAAACGACCCAAAACGUGCUCCGGAUGCGUCGCUGUAAUAAAUACGCAUUCUCCUAGAGGACCGAAAGGCUCUUCAAGUAAGAUGUUACCCAUGUAAAGAAAUGCUUUAACACUGUCUUUCUGGAGGGAGACUCUUUGUAAGCAAGAAGUGCGGUUACUGUAGUUGCUAUGUACUGUAAUUUUCCAUCCAAUAAUAUUGCUCAUCAUAUCACCUCGCUAUUGAUGCAUCAGCUCUUCAGAUUUAUCGUUUAGAUCCAAAUGUGAAUAUGUAACUAAAGAUUUCACUUCAUGGCUAUUACUACUUUUAUUUAUUUUUUAUUUUUUAUGAAUGUAUUUGUUGUUAUUGCUGUAUUGUACUUUGCACUAAUGUGAGGUCCUCUGAAACUCCACAAUUACCUUGUGAACGUACCCUUUACAUAUUAGAGGCCAGGGAUGCUUUAUUGAUUUUUUGUUUUGUUUUUUUAAAACCUAUAUAUUUAAAUAUAUAUCUAAAAAAAACACAUCUAAUUUAAAUUAUGUUUUCAAUAUUUUAAUUUUGACAGAUGGGGUGCAGCCGACAGGGCAUGUGGUUAUCUAAAUAUAUGUACACAUACAUAAAACCAGAAUAAACAAAAAGACCUGCAGUGAUUUUUCAGGCCCACCUCCGGCGGCUGAUCUGAUCUAAUAGCGGCACAUGCUGCAUUGAAAAAAAUGAUAUUAAUAAAAUUUUUAAAAAUCAGCUCGACACGCCUGGUGGGUUUACGCAAAUGCCAGAUUGCGUGCGCAUGUUUGUGCAAUCUGCUGUUCUGCUGACGUUAACAGGAGACCGGCGUUGUACUCGUCCCUGCAUGGAAUAUGAUACACCGGGGAGGGAGAGGGGAACAAUGAGGCAGCAUGUGAGAGCUGGACGGACCGCAAAAAAACAGGGGAGCAAAGGGAGGCAGCCAGGCUAUAAAUAGACACGGCGUGAAAAUCUGAAACGCAACUGUGCUCGCCGUGGGUUUACUUGACCUCCCGCGUCUGGAGAAGCAAACAAAAGUGGCGUUCGCGUGGAGUUCAAGAAUCAGAGCUUCCCUCAUCUCAUUUAUCUGUUCACAUGUCUGUGUGUAGCAGGGAAAAGCAUUCGUGUGUGUGCACUAGUGUGCACUAGUCUUGCAUUCGCACACUUCGGCCUGCAUGAGCUGCUCAUGCGCGCACCUGAGUGUUGUGAUUGCCGUUCUAACUGAUGACGUGUCAGGCUUAGCCUGUCGCCUGUUGGUUCUGCGUGGGACUUCCGGUGCCACACAAGUUCACCCACACGGACGCACAACAGCCGAACGGGACGUUUGGUCCUGGUUCAAACUUUGGAAAUAAAUGCAAGCAAACCAGUUUUGUAUCGUCGUUAUACUUUAGGUCAUUGUUCUGCCAUCCAAAGGGCUUAAAUUGGAUUUAUCGGACCUGUACAUUUAAAUUAGUUUCAGUAAAAGGCUUGGAAAAAGUAUCGAUAUAUUUUUCACCUGUGUUUCACAAAGAUGGCAAAAAGAAAACCCUGGAGUAACAAGGCUGAUCUAACAUCUAAAACUAUCUUACACAAUAGGAAUGAAUAAAAGGUUUGAGAUAUUUUUUUUAAAUGAGUCAAAACUGUCAAUGUAAAGAUUUAGUUGUACAUCCUAACACUUUGCUAAAUAUUUACUCUAUGGACCACAGUGUAGUUCUUAUUGAAAGCAAGGCCGAAGUUAGUUCCUGUAUGAUUAGGUCCAAAAAAUAAAAUAAAAACCCAACUUCAGGAAAGUACAGUGGAGGUUCUAUCAUGCUACGGGAUGUUUGAAAAGUGAUUGAAUUAACUCAAAUCUAUUUGUUGUAGUUUAGUAAAACAUUGUUUUACAAUUCAAAACGCAAUGGAAAUUGUCACUUACUGUGGAAUGAUUUGCCAUUUAAAAAUAGGUGAAGGAAAUUAUUAAUUCAUUUUCUUGCUCUCUGUUGGACUAAAAAUUUGAAUUUGAAUCAGACUACAGUGAAACAAUCCUCACUUUCUAACGUCAUAGAUGGCUUCAGUUCAACAUGGCUGCUCUUUUUCCGAGACGUUCAGCAGGGACAAUCUAAUGAUCUUCUCGGUUCCUCUCACUGUUUCCUGCAGGGCCCUGCAGACAGGAGUUUGAUGCCAAAAUGGUUCCUGGCAAAACACCAUACCCACAGCUCUGCGUGUGUGUUUGCGUGACCUGCAGUCAUAAAAUGUUAAACUUCGUAGCCACUGACUGAAAAAAGGUUCAGAACUAAAAAUAUUUGAAGAGAAUGCAAUUUAAUUGUUCAACGAUGACGACAGACAUUCUCCUCCGGCAAAGCUUGAAUCUGAAAUAUAGAAAUAUGUCAAAUGUACUUUGAAAAAGUGCUGCACACCCACAGACAGAGUAAAAGAAAUAGCACAAUUCUUAGUUUGAAUAAAGUUAACCUUUUCACUAAAGCAUACAAAACUGGUUCGUUUCCAUAGACAUUAUGUUGAAACUUUCGACCAGGAUUUUUUUUUAAAAAAAGGUGCAGAGAAGCAAAAACACACUUUCCCACUGCUGGAAACAUUCUUUCCCCCCACUUAUUUUCUUUUGCAUUAUUUCCUCGCUUUGCCCGACACGCCCAGUUCAUAAAAAUCUUUCCUGCUGAAACCGGAACUCGUCUCACGCUCGGUCCACUCGUUUUGUGUUUGUGAUACAAACUGACCCUGCUCAAAUCGGGUUGUAGAUAGCUGUAUAUAAUGUCAAAUCGGUGUAAUAUUUCUAAGAUGGGAGAGGAAAAUUAUGUGAUUUUUUUUAUUUGGAUGGGCAUGUAGAGCCUCCUGACUUUCUUUUUGCUGUCCAAGCACGGAUUUAAUGUUCCCACUCGGCAAUUCUUUAAAAAGAAAAAAAAUCUACAGACACAUAAAAUGCUCAAUGUGGAUGAGGAGAUUACAUGCAGCAGCUAAUAGAUCUCUAUCAGUAACAGAGCUCAUAAAAUUAAAGAAUAAGCAUUGAGCAUUCUUGUGAAGUUUAUUUGUGGUUCUGAUUUAAUUAAAUUUAGUACAAUAAACUCUUAAUAUUAUGCACAUUCUCACGUUUUUUUAGUAGCAAUUUGAGCACUGUCAUUAGUGGCAAACAUACUCUUGUGAGAACAGUUAGUAAAUCACCUGUGGCAGGGCCAUUUCUGCUCCUGAAAGGUUUCAAAAUGUUUGCAUGUGGUCUCCCAAAGCAGCGUGGAAAUGUUUGAUUGUGGUAAAAAAAAAAAGAAAAGAAAAAAGAACGGUUCAUUGGGUCCCCUCUCUUCCAAGAAUAGCCAGUUUCUAGCCCUGUUCAGCCAGGUUUUAGACUACGCACCACAGAGAAUUAAAAACAUAAAAAAACAGAAGGAGAAGUGCGUCCACCGACCCCUGCUGACCUCUCCGUGACCUUGUUGGAUCAGGUCGGAUCCUCGCGGGCUGCUUUGGGUGGGGCACACCAACGUCGCGGAUCAGAUCAGGUGGUUUGUUAGCAUCCUGUCGCUCUUCGUUCCUGCAUGGUCCCUAUCGGUGUUCCAGCCAGCAUGAGAACAAAGACACAAACUGUGAAAAACAUCUUUGUAAUUUUAGCAACAAAAAAAAACCCAAAACAAAACAACAACAACAAAAAAAAUCUUUUAUCAGCAAUUUUGGGUUUAAUUUACGUAAAUUGUUCCUUUUUUUUUUCUUUUUUUUUUUUUUAGCACUUUUUGCUUUUGUAAUGAUUUUUUUUUUCUUUUCUGUUUUUGGAACUUUUUUUUAAUUCAGCCAGAUUUAAUGUAUUGAUAUUUAUUCUAGCAAUAGUCUUCCUAUUAAGAUAUACUGUGCUGAUGCAUCCUCUGAAUAAUAUAAUUAUAUAAAUAAAUAUAAAUACAUAUAUAUAUAUACAUAUACAGAUGACAAUAAUCAAAUCUGCAAAAUGAUUUUCAUAAUAAAAUUUGAACUGAG
Poeciliopsis prolifica (blackstripe livebearer) is the source of this 7630-nucleotide messenger RNA. RefSeq names its product DIRAS family, GTP-binding RAS-like 1b (gene diras1b). Bases 264 to 860 code for a protein of 198 amino acids. The record is from RefSeq and is a predicted model, not a curated record. Gene Ontology annotation, molecular function: GTP binding; GDP binding; GTPase activity. NCBI's taxonomy places the organism in Eukaryota, Metazoa, Chordata, Actinopteri, Cyprinodontiformes, Poeciliidae. Gene Ontology annotation, biological process: signal transduction. Gene Ontology annotation, cellular component: plasma membrane. The transcript has 3 exons.